Messenger RNA from Hevea brasiliensis (rubber tree), 1278 nucleotides. Its product is annotated as probable disease resistance protein At1g61310. The transcript has 7 exons. NCBI's taxonomy places the organism in Eukaryota, Viridiplantae, Streptophyta, Magnoliopsida, Malpighiales, Euphorbiaceae. The record is from RefSeq and is a predicted model, not a curated record. Bases 1 to 1278 code for a protein of 425 amino acids.
AUGUCUAAAGAAUGGACUGAGGCUGUGAGAAUAUCAAUUAAUGGUCAUAUUGACUUAGCAGCACCUCCAAGUCCUUGCCUCCGAGUACAAACUUUGCUUAUUAGGGAUAGCAACGGAAGUGCAUUACCGACCAAAUUUUUGCAAUUUAUGAAUGCUUUGGGAAUUUUGGAUUUGUCAAAAAAUAGGAGGUUAGAUGAGUUACCUAGUGGCAUCGGUUCAUUAAUCAAUCUGCAUUAUCUUAAUCUCUCCUUUACAAACAUAAAGCAACUGCCACUUGAAUCGAAGAAUUUGGAAAAUCUGGUGGUUUUGCUUGUGGAUUAUACUGGAAAACUUCAAAUUAUACCUAAGGAAGUGAUAUCAAGUUUUUCAUCAUUGCAAGUAUUUAGCAAGUUAGCAAUGAAACCUUCAAUGACGCAACCUUGUUACAAGAGUUGGAAUGCAUUGACUGCGUUUGAAGGGAUUCUCAAGAUACCAGUUCCAAUUUCGUUCAGGAUGGUACACUUGGAGGAACUUAUUGCAGAAAAUUGUAAACAUCUCCAAUUUGAAACUGAAGAUAGCCAGUACUAUGUCUUGAACAUUCGUGGACUAUGGAUUUGGCGUUGUUCCACACUUGAUAAUUUGCGAUGGCUCAUUUUUCCUCGGAGACUUGAAACUCUUGAUGUGCGUAGCUGUGCAUCAUUGCUUCACGUUAUAGGCAACGAUUUCGAAGAUCUACCAUGGCUACUGCGCAUUUGCCCUCGAGUCUUACGAUUUCCAACUCUUGAGGAUGUGCUUGUCAUUGAUUGCCCAAAUUUACUAAAGCUUCCGGUUGAUCCACACAGUGCGAGAAGGUUAAGAGAAAUAAAAAGUAGAAACUGGUGGGAGCAGCUGCAUUGGGAACCGGAGGAUAUAGUCUUCAGAGAUGCUUUGGCUUUGAAAUUCCAAGAUGAUUGCCCAAAUCUAGGCAGACUAACAUUCGAUUCUGACAGUGCAAAGAAUCUAAACGAAAUAGAAGAACAGAGAAGCUGGUGGAAUAAGUCGCAGUCGAAGGGCAAAGAAACAGAGGACACUUUCUCCCAGAAAUAUCUAAAAAAUGGAACUCAAACAAACAAGAAUGGGCAAAAAAUAGUGUUCAAUGAGAACGUGCUUGAAAUAGAGGCCAGAAGAAGAGUCCUACAGAUUGUAGCCAAUUUUUCAGGUGUGGACUACAUAGGUAUAGAAAAGGAUAAAAGCCGGAUAAGCGUUCAAGCUGGGCAAACUGAAGAAAAGAAGGUGGGCUAUGCAAAGCGUGCAAACUGA